CACCCAGGAAGGCAGGGGGCUCCCUUUAUCCAAGGAGGUGACUGUGCAGGUGGCCACCACAGGUGGCAAGAACCACAGGCUGGGGCACUCCGGAGUCAGGAGUGAGUGGGCAGGUUGACUGGCCUCAGGCAGCCUCUCAGCCAGGGCCCUCUCCGCGUCAGCAUGAACUCCAGGACCGCAUCUGCUAGGGGCUGGUUCAGCAGCCACCCACCCACCUCUGAGUCUGACCUGGAACCUGCCACAGAUGGGCCAGCCUCCGAGACCACUACCCUCAGCCCAGAGGCCACCACCUUUAAUGACACCAGAAUCCCUGAUGCGGCUGGUGGCACGGCCGGCGUGGGUACCAUGCUUCUGUCCUUUGGGAUCAUCACGGUGAUAGGCCUGGCUGUGGCCAUGGUUUUGUACAUCAGGAAGAAGAAGAGGCUGGAGAAGCUACGCCACCAGCUCAUGCCCAUGUACAACUUCGACCCCAUGGAGGAACAAGAUGAGUUGGAGCAGGAGCUGCUGGAACAUGGGCGGGACGCCGCCUCUGUGCAGGCUGCCACUUCUGUGCAGGCCAUGCAGGGCAAGACUACUCUGCCCUCCCAGGGCCCACUGCAGAGGCCCAGCCGGCUGGUGUUUACCGAUGUGGCCAAUGCCAUCCAUGCGUGAGUGGCCUGGGACAAGCCUGAACUUCUGAUAGAGACCCGCCAUGGUGCCCACAGAGCUCCCCACUCCCUGAUUGUCAAGACCUACUCUGAGGACCUGCCCUGCCAAGACACGAGAGGGCCCUGCCAGGCCCCAGCUGUUCUCCAGACCCACCUGCUGACUCUACGCUCUAAGAGAGGGCCCUGGCCAGGCUGGACUUCUGACCACUGACUUCUCCUGACCUGAGGGCCCUGGCACAAAGGGCAUCCCUCAUGCUGAGAAGGUCAAGAGCCUCUGCUGGCUUCCUCAUCCCCUGUCCAGAUUGCUCACAUUAGGGUCUGCCCCACUAAUGUGGAGGAAAUCGGGGGAGAUAACAGAGUGGGAGGAAUUGGGGGAGGAAAGGGGAAGUUUCCCUCUGUUAGGGAAAGACCUGUUUUUUGGAAUCUGGAGCCUCCUCUGGGGUGGGGAGAGGAAACCACCCAAGUUAUAGGGACAGGGUAGGGCAGCACCUGUUAUGGGCCCUGAGAAGCCCAGAGAUGGAGCUGAAACUGCCCAGUAUGCAAGGAUGCCAGGAGAAGGACAGUUUACACCCAGGGUCCAUCUGUACUACAGAGGGUCCAGGAGGUCUCCCAACCACCCAUCCUUGGCAACCAGAUGUUACUGGGGCCAAGCUAGGAUGGGAGCUAAGGGGGAAGGAAGUAGGGGAACAGAAGUGGAAGGAUGCAGCCCCCGCAGACCUGCCGAGAGGCCUCAUGUAUGUGCAUGAGUGUGCCCGUGGGCAGACAUGUGCCUGUCCCAGCACAGAGGGCAGGAUGAGAUUGUCCACAUUGGCCCCACCCUCCAAGUCGACCUGUACCCCAUGGUAUGUAGCGGAGCAUCAGGGUAGGCUAUCUUCUCUGCCUUCAGUCUUCAGGGACUGCAGGGAAGAGGGAAGCAUGCGUGGCAGGGCUUCUCUCUCCACUGCAUUGCUUCACUAGGCUCACCUGCUUCUGAAAGCGGCUCCCUGUCUUGGGCUCUACUGAGGAUCUGGGGUUGGGAGAGGCUGUUGGUCUGAGGGCAGUAAUCACAGGCUGCAGGCUAGAGGGGGCAGUUACGACUGCCUGAAAUCGAGUGAGGGAUUGCACCUCAGAAAAAGAUCUAAAAAAGCUAGUCUAUGAAUUUCCCACCUCCAUCCCAUCUAUGGGAAGAGCCAUUCAGUGUUUAGAGAGUGGGGAGAUGGAUCCCUGCACUUGGCCUCUCCAGAAGCCUUGGAGGGUCAGGGCUGAUGCCAGGGGUCCUGGCAAGGCGUUGGGCAGAGACAGACCCCAAGAGCGGGGCAUCUUUUUAUGCUGGGCAUACGUAUACACACAAGCGUGCACAGAGGCAUGUCCCGUGCCCAGCCUCUCCACCAUCACUGUCCGCCGCUGGUUGGAGGGGAUGCAGGGGUAGUGUGUGCAGACCUUCCAUUGGGCAAAUGCCACGUGUCAGGAGGGAAGGGCCUAGGAAGCCCCCAUGAGGAAGGUUCUGGAUUUAUUCCCUCCUCUAAAUGCUAUAAAUAUGUUAGCACUUGAGCCGACUGGAGGCUGCCAGGAAUUCAGGAUGCAUACAGCUGUAAUUUAACCCAGAGCAGCUCCAUGUGAGGGCAUUAAAGAUGUAAUGAAGAUGUUUACAUGGA
Messenger RNA from Piliocolobus tephrosceles (Ugandan red Colobus), 2281 nucleotides. It is a transcript of the gene C2H3orf18, whose product is annotated as chromosome 2 C3orf18 homolog. The record is from RefSeq and is a predicted model, not a curated record. Lineage: Eukaryota; Metazoa; Chordata; Mammalia; Primates; Cercopithecidae. The transcript has 4 exons. The coding region runs from base 163 to 651 and encodes 162 amino acids.